Messenger RNA from Carassius auratus (goldfish), 630 nucleotides. Its product is annotated as peptidyl-prolyl cis-trans isomerase NIMA-interacting 4-like. The transcript is spliced from 4 exons. The record is from RefSeq and is a predicted model, not a curated record. Gene Ontology annotation, molecular function: DNA binding; peptidyl-prolyl cis-trans isomerase activity. Bases 121 to 507 code for a protein of 128 amino acids. NCBI's taxonomy places the organism in Eukaryota, Metazoa, Chordata, Actinopteri, Cypriniformes, Cyprinidae. Gene Ontology annotation, biological process: rRNA processing.
AAAAAAAAAAACCUGCUGUGUAAUUUUCAGUCUAACCGCGUGGAGAUCUGUUGCUAAGGUUAGCUCUUCUGUGCUAGAAGAAGCUUCAGUGGAAACACGUCCGACACGAGGAGAUAGAAAAUGCCUCCAAAAGGAAAAGGUGGCAAAGGUGCUAAAGGGGCAGCUGCUUCGGGCAGUGGAGACAGUGAUAAGAAGGAGAAGACUCAGAAAGGAGGAACAGCUGUAAAGGUUCGGCAUAUUCUGUGUGAAAAGCAUGGCAAGUGUAUGGAAGCAAUGGAGAAACUCAAGUCUGGUAUGCGCUUCAGUGAGGUGGCAGCACAAUACAGUGAGGACAAAGCCAGACAAGGAGGUGACCUUGGCUGGAUGACAAGAGGGUCAAUGGUGGGACCAUUUCAGGACGCAGCAUUUGCUCUAGCCAUCAGCACUAUGGAGAAACCUGUAUACACCGAUCCUCCCGUGAAAACCAAGUUUGGUUACCAUAUCAUCAUGGUGGAAGGCAAAAAGUAAAUGGACUGAACAGCUUUUGCAUUUGAUUAAUCUACAACACAGGAUUUCACAGUCAUGGAAAAUUGGAUUUUGUUUUUAUAUAUGACCAUGUAAAUAGCAGCCAAUAAAAACUGAUCUCAAUAA